AUUACCAGUUUUUUUAUACAGUCGAAUUGUUUUUUUAUUUAUUCAAAUAUGGUUCGUAGCAAGCCUUGCGCUCCUUUGAGGAAUUGCCAAAGCCGUGAGUUACGGGGUGGUGUACUUUACACAGACUGCUAUUGUCUACGUCGAAAUGGAUUGCAGUAUGAUUGUCGUAGAAGUGGUUGUCAAACUUCGCCGCUGUGCCAAGUAUUGCCAACACCAUUGUGUGGUCCAGCAACCAUGGCAUGCAUCAAACACUGCGGUAAUCCACAUGCUGAAGCGUUGUAUAGCAUUUGUAAAAUGAAAAAGAAAUAUUAAAGAUAUUACCUAUAAAGAUUUCAAUGACUGGCGACAAAUAAAAUAAAACUGAAAUUGGAAGCCUUUGAAAAAGUACUGGCACGUUAUUUUGACAAUAAUAUUCAUAGAAUAAUUAUUAAGUUUUGUACCGAUUUAAAAUGAGAACACAGGAGCAGAAUACAAAUCGAUAUCGUCAUGAGUAGACAUAAAUAACAUACGAAAAAUUAUCAAGUAAAUUAAAUAAAUUUUAAAAAUUUCUAGUGUUAUAUUCGGAUAAUAUUUUGUUAAUUUAAUUUAAAAUCAUUAAAAAUCAGUAAAAAUAUAUAAAUUACAUCGUUUCGACUUCAACGCGGUAUAGAAGGAUUAUAAAAUGUGUUCGCCGUGCGGUCCCAUGGUUUGUUACAAGUAUGAAGACUGCGGACCGCCGAUAGGUAGAGCAGCCGAAAAGGGGGCUCCCACCGCGGAAGAAAACGAUGCAGAAAAAACAGGAUCAAAGGAAAAUCAGCUGAAGAGAACAAAAAGCCGUGAACUCCGUGGCGGAAUUAUGUAUUAUAGCUGUCAUUGCAUAAAAAGAAAUGGUCUUCAACAUGAUUGUCGGCGUACUGGUUGUGGUGGAGAGGCGGCAUGUUUAGUUUUACCUGACCCUUUGUGUGCGCCAAGUCAACUAGCGCGAGCGCGUGGACUUGCAGAUCCGGCUCCGCUAGCAGCUCAUCUUCGGGCUCAAGCGGGCACUUCGGGAGAUUUAGCAGAAUCGAAUUUCGGAUCUAGUGGUGGUAAAAGGUUUAUAGUCUGUGAACUAAAAGGCGUGGUGCCCGACGGUUCAUCGACUAAAAAGGAACAAUGUUGUUGUUCCUGUGCAAAGAGUGGUGGUGCUGAUACUGCUGAUGCUGCUGGAUCUCCGGCAGCAGGAUUGCCAGUUUUGGUGAUGAAACUUUGCUAAAAUUAGAUCGAAUUAAGAUAAAAAUUGCAAUAUAUUAAAUGUUUUGAUGUACCUA
Messenger RNA from Vanessa atalanta (red admiral), 1286 nucleotides. RefSeq lists its product as uncharacterized. The coding region runs from base 662 to 1231 and encodes 189 amino acids. Lineage: Eukaryota; Metazoa; Arthropoda; Insecta; Lepidoptera; Nymphalidae. The record is from RefSeq and is a predicted model, not a curated record. The transcript has 4 exons.